AUGCAGCACGUUUAUAGUAUGAAUUGCAUCUCUGAGCCUUGCAGCUUCAAACACUUUACAAUUGAAAUGUUUAAGCCAGAUGUCAUUCCUCUUCUCCCAAACUCUUCAAACGCGUUUCCCAUGACCUCUGCCCGCGAUGCGUGCACACCAAGUCAGCUCAGUCGUGUCCGACUCUGCAACCCCGUGGACUGUAGCCCACCAGGCUCCUCUGUCCCUGGGAUGCUCCAUGCAAGAAUACUGCAGUGGGUUGCCAUUUCCUCCUGCAGGGGAUCUUCCCAACCCAGGGAUCAAACCCGGAUCUCUCGUCUCCUGUAUUGGCAGGCGGGUUUACCACUAGCGCUACCUGGGAAGCCCCCUACUGGGAAUAACCUCAUUCUUACAUUCCAUCUUCUGAUAGCACAUUUUAAAGGUAACUCUGACAUUUACAUUUGGCUCUAUGAUUAUUUGUACACAACUGUAGAAAAACAUGCCUUCUACACAGGAGCACAGGUUAUGAAUGGCUGUGGAAUGAGGUCUCGUUAA
Rangifer tarandus platyrhynchus (Svalbard reindeer) is the source of this 522-nucleotide messenger RNA. NCBI's taxonomy places the organism in Eukaryota, Metazoa, Chordata, Mammalia, Artiodactyla, Cervidae. The record is from the annotation of a GenBank genome assembly.